This is a messenger RNA of Ananas comosus (pineapple), 1331 nucleotides long. RefSeq lists its product as uncharacterized. Bases 91 to 1134 code for a protein of 347 amino acids. NCBI's taxonomy places the organism in Eukaryota, Viridiplantae, Streptophyta, Magnoliopsida, Poales, Bromeliaceae. The transcript is spliced from 3 exons. The record is from RefSeq and is a predicted model, not a curated record.
UCAACUCUCCACACCACGACUCAUCACUCUUACAAAAAAAACCCAUCCUCUCUAAUUUAGAGAGAGAGAGAAAGAGAGAGAGAGAGAGAGAUGGCUCCUCUCGCUCCUCUCUCGGAGCAACCCAUAAGCGAGGAGGAGACAACAACAACAUGCUCAAAGAGGUUAUCUGCAACGAGAAGCACCCGCUACUCCUUCAGAGGCUGGUUUAAGAAGCGCUUCUCCGACAACAGCUCCGAUCUCCGCGUCCUCCUCAGCGUCGCCGCGUCCCCUCUCUCCCCCCUCCCCCUCCCUCCCAAACAACCUAAAAAGAACGCUGCGGUUUCAUCAGCCGAGUACAUCGUACAGCAGUUUCGGGCGACCACAAGGUGUACGACGAUGGCGGCGAGCGUGAAGAGCAUGUACGCGGCCGGUCGGGUGAGCUUGGCGAUCACUCGCCAGCCGUCGUCGGCGGGCGGCAGGCGCCAGCAUUUCGACGGAUGCUUCGUGAUGUGGCAGCUGGUCCCGGAGAUGUGGCUCGUCGAGCUCGCCGUGUCGGGCCAGCAGGUCGUCGCGGGGAGCGACGGCAGGGUCGCCUGGCGCCACACCCCGUGGCUCGGCGCGCACGCGGCUCGCGGCGGAGUGCGGCCGCUUCGCCGGGCAUUGCAGGGACUUGAUCCUUUGACGAUCGCGGCGGUUUUCUCCACCGCGGAGCACGUAGGAGAGAAACCGAUAGGAGGCGAGGAGUGCUUCGCGCUGAAGCUCGAAGUCGACCCUCUGAUGUUGUUGGCUCGGAGUGACGGAACUGCAGAAACCAUCAAACACAAAAUGGUCGGCUACUUCAGCCCGCGAAGCGGCCUACUAGUUCACCUCGAGGACUCACUGCUGAUCCGAACUCAGACCCCAGGCUCGCAAGCCAUGUACUGGGAGACCAACAUCUCGUCGCGUAUUGAGGACUACCGCCCGGUCGAUGGCGUGAUGAUCGCGCACUCGGGGAGAACGACGGUUGAUCUCGUGACGUUUGGCGUCGGAUUAAAGGCUGAUAGGGUGUUGAUGGCACAGAUGGAAGAGGUGUGGACUAUUGAGGAUGUGGUGUUCAAUGUGCCGGGCCUCUCUGCUGAUUAUUUCAUACCUCCAGGGGAGGUGCAGAGGAUGUAAAUGGUUUAUUUAGAUUAUACAAAGUGAGAUUGGUUUAUCGUUUUCCCUUUAUUUCCCUUUUUUUUGUGUGUGUGUGUGUGUGUACAUCGUGUAUAUGGUUUGUUGACAUGCGAAGAGUUGUUAUGUGUACAUAUAUAUACUGCAUUGCUACAUUUGCAGUACAAUUAAUGUACCAAAAAUAUGCACUUAAUUAGUAA